ACGUAUUGACGUUUCAUUUGUCUCUUCCUUGUAGAAGGAAAGUUUAGCCGGGAACAUGGCGGCGAUGAAGUGGUUACUGGUUGGGGGGAUUCUGCUUGCACUUUGCGGGGGCUUUUCUGAUGGGCAAAAGAAGAAGGAGAUGUUGUUAUCGGAGAAGGUCGGACAGCUUGCUGACUGGGCUAGCAAGAGACCUGUAAUUAGAAUGAAUGGUGACAAAUUUCGUCGCCUCGUCAAGGCUCCCCCCAGGAAUUACUCUGUUAUUGUAAUGUUUACUGCUUUACAGUCACACAGGCAGUGUGUUGUGUGCAAACAGGCUGAUGAAGAAUACCAGAUCUUGGCUAACUCGUGGCGUUAUUCUAGUGCCUUUACAAACAGGAUUUUUUUUGCUAUGGUGGAUUUUGAUGAAGGAUCAGAUGUCUUCCAAAUGUUAAAUAUGAAUUCUGCUCCAACCUUCAUUCACUUCCCUCCUAAAGGCAAACCCAAGAAAGGAGACACAUAUGAGUUACAGGUUCGCGGUUUUGCAGCAGAACAGCUUGCACGCUGGAUUGCAGAUAGGACAGAUGUUAAUAUAAGGGUAAUAAGGCCACCUAAUUAUGCAGGACCAUUAAUGCUGGGCUUGUUGCUGGCAGUGAUUGGUGGCCUUGUCUACUUAAGGAGAAGCAAUCUUGACUUCCUUUACAACAAAACUGGAUGGGCACUGGCUGCUUUGUGUUUUGUGCUGGCUAUGACAUCAGGGCAGAUGUGGAAUCACAUUAGAGGACCUCCUUAUGCACACAAGAAUCCACAUACUGGCCAAGUGAAUUAUAUCCAUGGAAGCAGCCAAGCCCAGUUUGUGGCUGAAACACACAUCGUCCUCUUGUUCAAUGGUGGAGUGACACUGGGAAUGGUUCUGUUACACGAAGCUGCUACUUCUGACAUGGAUUUGGGGAAGAGAAAAAUUAUGUGUAUAGCUGGUUUAGGCCUGGUGGUCAUAUUCUUCAGCUGGCUGCUGUCUGUCUUCAGAUCCAAAUAUCACGGUUACCCAUACAGUUUUCUUAUGACUUAAACAGGAAGAAAGGUACCAGAAGGGCAGCAUGAAACUUGACUGCAAUGCAAUAUCAUAAAAGAUUAAAGCUAAUCUAUUAUACCCUCUGCUGUCAGACAUUAUUGACCACUGUUGCUGCAGGGUGUUUCCUCACACCACAGCAUCUGGAUUUGUUGUGAUUGAGAUUAAAUUUCUUUUUGUGGGUGAACCAAAGAAGUCAUGCAGUGCCUUAACAUGCAGUAAUUUUUGUUUGUUUGUUUAUUUCUUCAUGAGAAUCCCAAUUACACCUUUAUUUUAUUUUAACCGGCAACAUAGUGACUUUGUUUAUCUUUUUUUUUUUUUUUGCUUUUACAAUGGUUUUUAUGUUAACUAAUCUAUUUGUAGACAGGAUUUCCAGCAAUACCUACAACACAGGGAACAGUUAAUUGAGAGAGAGAGAACUUUUUGUUUGUUUUUGUUUUAUUCCCUUCUACUAUUACUACAAAUGUCCUGAUUUGUAAUUUAAAGGAAAAUUGUAUCUGGUUCUGCAUAUUUGUUUUGACUUCCCAUUUUUAACAUUUUAUCAUUUGUUGUAAAAUGUAUGCACAUGUUGUAGAGCUUUUGUCGUGAAGUACAUUCUGGGUACAUGUUUACUGGUGUGAAAUGCCUUAUUCUGAUUCAGCCCUACAGAAACUUCAUAAUAUAUGUAGCUGUGACUGUCAUCCAUGGUAAAAAAAAUAGUAAAUUAUUUCAAUAUGGGGGAGUUUUGCAUUUAUUACGAACAUAUAUGCAAAAGUACUCUACAAAAUAUGUUGGUUUUUUUUCUUUUUUUUUAUGACACUUUUAAAUAAUGCAAGUAGCUACAACUGUGAAUCCUUGCACAUGUGUAGAAUGUGGACUUGUGUACCUCUCUAAGCAUUGAGAAACAAUGCUGAUUAUAUUGUAUACUUAAAGCACAAACUCUGACAGCCCCCGUGCAUUGUUGUUUUUUUCCCAUUCAAAACAGAAUUGUUCUAUUCAUGGUGUAAGUGAAAAAGUUGAUCCCCAUCACCCAAACUUUUUUACACUUCGAUUUGAAAUGCAUUUUCUGAUUACACAUUUUGGAGAACUUGGGAAAUGGGUAAAAACAAUGCAGUGUUUCUAAAGCUUGAAUUUGUCAUGCCUGAAGCUUGUUCUGUUAAGCAAAUCAUUUUUUUUUUUCUUUCUACAUGAUGUACAGAAAAUGCUAAAAUUACAAGCUCAACUAAUGCAAUUUAUUACUGCUAGUUUUUACACCAAUCUUUUGCAGUAUAAAGAGAUCUAUUUUCUUUUUCCUUGAAAUCUAAGAGUGAAACAAAGUUUAUUGGUUUUCAAUAUAUAGGUUAUUUGCCUGAAACGUGAUUUUUCACUUGUUUGCUUAGAUGUAAUAAAUCUGAAUGUUGAUUUUUAUGCAAGUUUACUAAACAUUCAAAGUGCCUGACAUGCA
This is a messenger RNA of Pelobates fuscus (common spadefoot toad), 2468 nucleotides long. RefSeq names its product magnesium transporter 1 (gene MAGT1). The record is from RefSeq and is a predicted model, not a curated record. Gene Ontology annotation, cellular component: oligosaccharyltransferase complex. Bases 56 to 1045 code for a protein of 329 amino acids. The transcript is spliced from 10 exons. Lineage: Eukaryota; Metazoa; Chordata; Amphibia; Anura; Pelobatidae.